GACCUGACGUUAAUCAUAAGAUCUUCUCUAAGCUCUCACGGCAUCAUAUUCAAUUCACUGCUUCAAUAUGGGAUCCCAGACCCCAGAGGAACAUCAACAAAUUCCCGAUGCCUCUAACUCCGCUGAGCUCAAACCAGCCAAUCAAAAUCCAAAACCUUCUAGCAAGGGUUCAAGCUCGGCUGAUUUGGAUCGCGGGAUUAUUGGCGAUGAUGAUGGUGAGGACGAUAACGAUGGUGUCGAAGAAGGACCAGGGGUGAAAGAGCUUCCGUCUAAUGAAAAGAAAAAGAAGCGGAAGAAGCCAAAGAAGAAGAACAGGCAACCAACAGAGCUUAGACAGACCAAUCCACCACGUUUGCUUGUCUCUAGCUUAUUUCCAUCAGGGUUUCCAAAGGGAGAACUCUUGCAGUAUGAGAACACGUCCCGUAUUACGGACGAGGAAUCGCGUUUUAACUCUCGCCUCUGGGAUGAAGGAUUUCUUGACGAUUAUCGCGAAGCUGCAGAGAUUCACCGACAGGUUCGUCAAUAUGCGCAAAAGGAGCUCAUCAAACCGGGAGCAAGUCUUCUAUCAAUUGCCGAUGGAAUUGAGGAUGGAAUUCGUGCAUUGUCUGGCCAUCACGGACUAGAGACCGGAGAUAGUUUGAAAGCAAGUAUGGGGUUUCCCACAGGCCUUUGUCUUAACAACAUUGCAGCUCAUUGGACACCAAACCCGGGUGGAAAAGAUGUUAUUCUGAAGAAUAGCGAUGUACUAAAAGUAGACUUCGGAGUGCAAGUAAAUGGUCGUAUCGUUGAUUCAGCAUUUACAGUCGCUUUCGAUCAUACGUAUGAUAACCUCCUAGCAGCUGUGAAAGAAGCAACUAACACCGGUAUUAUGAAUGCUGGUAUUGACGCAAGAAUGAGUGAUAUCGGCGCUGCUAUCCAGGAGGUUAUGGAAAGUCAUGAAGUAGAAAUUGGAGGAAAGGUUUUCCCGGUAAAAUCUAUUCGAAAUAUUACCGGCCAUGAUAUCCUUCGAUACCAUAUCCACGGCGGCAAGCAAGUCCCCUUUGUCAAAAAUAAGAAUCGAGAUAAGAUGGAAGAGGGAGAAGUCUUUGCAAUUGAGACUUUUGGCAGUACUGGAACGGGCUAUUUGCGAGAUGACGUUGGCAUUUAUGGCUACGGACGGAGUGAUGAUGUUACAACUGCUAAUGUACAGCUUUCGUCCGCCAAGGCUUUACUCAAGACUAUUGACGCCAACUUUGGAACCUUAGUGUUCUGUCGCCGCUAUUUGGAGCGUCUCGGGGUCAAAAACUAUCAUCUUGGGAUGAGACAUUUGAUAGACAGUGGGAUAAUGGAGUCUUACGCUCCACUUGUCGACAUCAAGGGCUCAUAUACAGCACAAUUUGAACAUACAAUUUUGCUCCACAGUGGUGGUAAAGAAGUCAUCAGUCGUGGCGACGACUAUUAGGAACUUGCAUUUGCACUUGCAAUUGGAUCUUUCAUUUACAUAUCUUUCUUUCUCAAAAAAGAACUUGAGUAUUCAACAUACUCAUGUUCGCUUACCUCAAGCUACCAGACCAUGAUCAGAUUUCGGUGAUUAUCUCUAGCAUAUCCAUAGUUUUUGAUUUUCAGACUAGCUAAAGCACAACUGCGCUUUCUACAGCAUUCACCAUGUUUAUCUUCUUUCUCAACCUUCCUUUUGACCGAACAACCGCGGUAAUACGAUUGCUGUGUUCA
Botrytis cinerea B05.10 is the source of this 1710-nucleotide messenger RNA. RefSeq names its product Bcmap2 (gene Bcmap2). Lineage: Eukaryota; Fungi; Ascomycota; Leotiomycetes; Helotiales; Sclerotiniaceae. The transcript has 7 exons. The coding region runs from base 68 to 1441 and encodes 457 amino acids. Gene Ontology annotation, molecular function: metalloaminopeptidase activity. Gene Ontology annotation, biological process: proteolysis. The record is from RefSeq and is a predicted model, not a curated record.